Molecule: messenger RNA, 443 nt
Organism: Notechis scutatus (mainland tiger snake)
Lineage: Eukaryota; Metazoa; Chordata; Lepidosauria; Squamata; Elapidae
Source: RefSeq, a predicted model, not a curated record
ACUCACCUUGGUUCUGCUCCCCGCCCCCCUUCUCCAGGUGUCCAGGUUCUGCUGGUGGACCAGUGGGUAGAGACAGGGGGCACCAUGCAGGGCGCCAUCCAGCUGGUGGAACGGCAAGGUGGUGUGGUGGCAGGAAUCGCUGCCAUCUGCAUCGAGGACAGUGACGGCGGCCGCUGGCUGAAGUCCCGCUACAAGUGGUCCCACUGCGUGUCCCCCCUCCUGAUGCCCCAGUUCAACGCUCACCAGCUGGACUCCUUCCACGCUUUCCGGACGAGCCUCCCCAGCCAGGAGCAGCCGGCAGGGCCCCCGAGCCAGGCCUUCGAACCAGGGGACGGCGGCAGCCCUGCUUAGCCUGGGGAGGCCCUUCCUGCCCCCCUGCACCGGUUCACCCCCUCCGCCCAGCGGCUUCUCCGGUACCGCCAAAUAAACCCCCUAUCAUCCUG